CGAUGUAAACAAACGAACCUGAUAUACUGACAACAUUUCACACCUGAAUUUGUAAGGCGUGGUCGAUUCCAACGCUACCAUGGGAUCAAACUCAUCGAAAAAAGCAAACAUCAUUCAAGUUUCUGAAGUUGGAGUAAAGGAGAGAAACUUAAACAACCAAGCAUCAGAUGACGAUCUAGAUAUCAUAGACGACGAUGCUGACGAUGCGGACGAUGGUGAUGAACUAAGUUUAAACAGUGAUAACACCAUUUAUUUGACCGGCCUUUUAGAAGACUAUUCGAAACUUGUAACGGAUGCAUCUUUACAAGAAAUCAAGAAGUUUAUGAAAGGUUAUGUAGGCUUUGCUAGACUAACCAUGCCUACAAUAUCGAGUAAAAUUAAAUCGGGUGAACUGAGAAUGCAGCGAUCUCCUGUGGCUUGGCAUUCUUCCCAAACUUCAUCUAUGCAUAUGCAAAGAGCUUCUCGGAUAUAUAGUUCCGGCCCCGGUUCGGCGCGUCGACGAAGGUCAAUUCCAAAGGUCAACUUAAACGUAAAUGAGACCAAUGAGCCAGCAACAACAGAGAGCAAUGUAAAAGAAGCAGAGGAAAAGGCACACAUAAAACGUGGGAAAAAAUCACCUGGAACACGACAAACUAAACUCCCACAAUGCAGUUUACCAUCCAAUAUGCAGCCGACUUUUUACAUCGGUGGGGGAAAUGGAGUAUCUUUGGUAGAAGGACCUCUGUUGGCUUUAGGCUGGAAACGGACCACAGAUAAAUAUGACGAGAAAUACCGUCUAAAAUGGGUAGAAUGUAAAACCCGCAUAAAUUAUGGUGGGUUCAAAGAAGGUGACCAGUUAGUCAACCAUAUCCCUAAUGGUCAGCUGUUGACCAACAAGCUAGGUUUACUAAACAGUUUACAGGAGUAUGAACGUGUUACAUUAUCAACUAAAGGGAGACCACCCAGAUUGAAAUUCAAUGAUUUCUUCCCAGAGACUUACAGACUUGAUGAGAAAAAUAAUAAAGAUAUAUUUCUGGAAGUUUAUCAAGAUGGAGAAAUGUGGAUCUGUAAGCCUACAGGUUUGAACCAAGGGAAAGGAAUCUUCAUUAUCAGAUCUCGUGAUGAAAUCAAUAAAACGUUGGAAGAGAGAGAACAACGAAAGGAACAGUUGUCACGAUCUACUAAACCCCUUAUGAGUAGGAUUGUUCAAAGGUAUAUUAUGAACCCAUUGUUACUAGCUGCUAGGAAGUUUGAUGUCAGAGCCUAUAUGUUGAUUGCAUCCACUGUACCAUUCUUAGUCUUGUAUCACAAGGGAUAUGUCCGACUUUGUUGUGCCAAAUAUGAUAAUGAUGACCAAAAUCUGAGCAUUCAUCUCACAAAUCAGUUUGUACAGAAGAAGGAUCCAAACUUUAAGGAUAUCAAAGAAGAUACAGUAUGGUCGAUGGAAAAGUUCAAUGAUUAUUUCAACGAGAAAAUAGCUUCAAAAUCUGGUGUGGAACCAGAUUGGGUUAAAAAUAUACUGACGAAACAAAUGCAGAAGAUUAUGAUUCAUUGUUUUAACAGUGUAAAACACAAAUUAAACCAGAGAAUUGGAUAUUUUGAUCUGUUUGGCUUGGAUUUUAUGGUGGACUCAGAUCUAAAGGUCUGGUUAAUUGAAAUUAAUGUGAAUCCAUCCUUAGCUGUUACAUGUGGUGCCCAGAAGGAGGUCGUACCAGGAGUUGUAGAGGAGUCUCUGUAUCUUGCAAUAGAAUGUUUUGAGAAAACAAAGAAAAACCAACCCUUACUGCCACUAAACACGUUGAAGAAUUUUUCUGUUUUGUAUUGUGGAACUAGAGCAAACACAAUUCCCCCUAGGGCAACAAGAAGUGUGUCCCCAGUAAAAGACGAAAGGUUAAAGGUCACUGCUUCAAGUGCUACCACUGCCACAUCUAAAACUAAUCGUCAUGCUAAUGAGAACAGUCGUUCCGGACAUAGAUUGUCUGUUAGUAGCACACCUCUAGCUUCCACUGGGGGUAAAAAAUCUGAGGACUCUUCAACCAAUGCUGCAUCAAAAUCUGGAGAAAAUUCUUCAAAGGGGAUGACCUCUGAACAGCCUCAGGCUGAGUCUGAAACAGUGCCAUUAAAAAUGACUCAUGUGUCGUCUGCUGAGGCGAUUGGUGCUAAAAAUGGGAGUGUAAAUCAAGUCAGUGAUUCAGAUGCAAGUAAAGAGCCAAAGAGUGUGUGGACUUUAGGAAGUGAUGGUGUUUUGACACUUCAAGCACCCAAACCUGUUAUUCAACCUGUAAAUACCACUCCAAAUCUGGAUCAAAUUAAAUCAAUAUUAGCACAAAUAGGUACAACAAGUACUGCAUCUACUACCACUGGGACCAGCACGUCUGCAGCUAAUGUUGCCCUGGAUAAACGUAACGUUAGUGUUUUGUCUCCUUUGAAUGAUAAAACUGCUGUGAAUGCAAGUAUUGCAAGCUCAAGUGAAACCGCUACAACUCCAAAAUCAGCAGAUACAUCGUCUGAAAAAUUAAAAAUGGCACCGCCAAGGUCAGAAUUUCCAUCUUUACUAGCUAAAGUUGACAAUGUAAAAUCAAGCACUGUGACCGUUGGACUAUCAACUCCAGCAAAAGUGGCAUCUGCUGUACCAUUGUCUUCUGGUGCUGGGGCAUCGUCUACCGCUAACUCCUCUAAUGCCCCUCGUUCUGUGCCAAUAACAACGUUUUCUAUGUCUAGUGUCGUCUCUGGUCACACCAGUGUCCAACACGAACGAGACCGAGCGGAAACAAUGGCAGCCUAUACCACUCUAGCUAAACUAAACAACUGCUCAAAUCUGCCGUCAAUUUCACACACCAAUUCUGUAGUGAAAUCUACAUCUAGCUCAGGAAAUCAGAAUGUAAGAUUGUCAAAUGUUUAUAAAACUACAACAAAUUAUGAUGCUCCGAGCUUAAAAUUCACAUCUGUGGGACAAAGUAAACAGUCCAACGAUUCCCAGAUAGAGGUCAUACCUCAUAGACAAAGUAAACAGUCUGGUGAGACACACGUAGAAGUCAUACCACAUAGGAAACACAAGGAUUUUUUUGACAGAGGCAGUUGAUACAAUGUUAAUGUCUGAUAGUUCUGAUAUUUAUAUGGCCAAUUUGUAAUCUUAGCCGUCAUUUCUUAGGUCAGUCAGACAUUGGUAAUUAAAUAUUAUCUGUGGUUUUGAAAGCAAGAGCGGGUUUCUCUGCCUCAGUCUCAUUGUAUGGCAAUAGUCGUGAGAUGAGAUGUAGUAGAGAAACUUCCUCUAGUUUGAAAGAUCAUAGAUAAUAAUUUUAUAGCUAUUUUUGAAAAAGCAAUAUAAAUGACAUUAGCUUAUUAAGUAAUCCAUUCUCCCUCCACUUGUCUAAGAAAACCCAUAGAUCUCGGUAGAGUGGCUUGAGAUGGCCUAUAAUCACACAGAAAGAUAAAAAAAAAAAAUUCAAGAAAAUAGCAGUCAAAAUAAAGAUAAAGAUUUCUUUUGUUUAAUGAAAAUUGACAUAUAAUUUGCAAAAGAUCACAAAACUCUUAAUUACGACUUGCAAAUGCUGAUAACUGUGGAUUCAUUAUUAUUCAUUGGAUACAAAUUUUUGUGGGUUUCGUGGGUAUAGGUGAACCACGAAUUUAAAUGUUCAACGAAUUACAAAUUUUCUAUAGCCCUUGAAUGCAGAGAUUGGCAAAACCACGAAAUCAAAUAUCCACGAAAAUGAAAUUUUCCUCAAUCCAUGAAAAUUGAUACCCGCGAAAAUAAAUGAAUCUGCAGUAAUUGAUUUAGAUCUUGAAAUGACUGCAAAAAAAGUUGUACUUUAAGCAGUCAUUUUUUAAGUCUGGCAUACAUUGAUAAAAGUUUGGAAAAAGAUCGUUAAUGUUUGACUCUCAACAUGUAAAGAAAUCAGAAAACUCAAGACUUGCAAGUAUCAAUAAACAUUCUUAAAUCCUCAAAAUCACUGGAGUCCUUUUUAUACUUUUUUUUCUUCAUUUUUACCUUUAUCAAUCAAAUGGUCUAUUGAACUUCAGUACAUAUUUUUUUAAAUAACUCUAGAUAGUGUUGAAUAUUUUCAUUCUGUGUCUAAAUUUUUCAAAUGAAUUGUAUCUGAAGAAGUGUUUUUGAAAAUGUUCAGACAGUUAUGGGCAGGACUUCAGGCAAGAUUUUAAUGCAAAGCAAAGGGUACUAGUCCUAGGUGUUACAAAAUAUUAAGGUAAAUGUUGAAAAAGCAAAACAAUAACAAUCGGAACCAUGAAAAGGAAAGCAGAACUUUUUCAUCAUAUAAAUAAUAAUACCUCAGUUUUUACCAAUUAUGUCUGCAUUUGCUACUAAUUUUAUAGUACAUGUAUAAAUAAAAAAUGGAGUUCAGUAGGAUAUGGAAAUAUUGUAUUGACAUAUCAGCAAUUAGUGUGAAAUGAUUUCUGUAGCAUUAGAGUUGUUUCAAAGGUUUAUUUAGAUGUUUUUAAAAGUGUCAUUUUUUCACUGUUUCCCUUCAUUGUACCACCACUAUUUCUGUUCAUUAAUGUAAAAUUGUAUUUAUUGUGGUUCCCACUUAAAUCCAUAACCUAACCACAGUAAAUAGGCAUUAAGAAUUCCAAUCUGCUUCCGUUCGUUUGUUCCAUAGCCUACAACAGUAAAUAGGCAUUAAGAAUUCCAAUCUGCUUCCGUUCGUUUGUUCCAUAGCCUACAACAGUAAAUAGGCAUUAAGAAUUCCAAUCUGCCUCCGUUUGUUUGUUCCAUAGCCUACUACAGUAAAUAGGCAUUAAGACUUUCAAUCUGCUUCCGUUUGUUUGUUCCAUAGCCUACCACAGUAAAUAGGCAUUAAGACUUUCAAUCUGCUUCCGUUCAUUUGUUCCAUAGCCUACCACAGUAAAUAGGCAAUAAGAAUUCAAAUCUGCUUCUGUUCAUUUGUUCCAUAGCCUACCACAGUAAAUAGGCAUUAAGAAUUCCAAUCUGCUUCCGUUCUUUGUUCCAUAGCCUACCACAGUAAAUAGGCAUUAAGAAUUCCAAUCUGCUUCUGUUCAUUUGUUUCAUAGCCUACCACAGUAAAUAGGCAUUAAGAAUUCCUAUCUGCCUCCAUUUGUUUGUUCCAUAGCCUACCACAGUAAAUAGGCAUUAAGAAUUCCUAUCUGCUUCCGUUCGUUUGUUCCAUAUCAGGUUAAAAAAUUUUAGUCAAAGUAGUUUACCAUUUUACCAUGACAUUAUGGUCACGCGAGCUUAACACUUACUAGACAUGUUCAUUAUGAUUAGAAGUUUUUUAAAAUGUAUGGAAAAUACAGAUUUCUACCCAGAUUUCACAGUUCAUAAAACAUGAAAAUAUGAUUGUGCGAGUUGGGCUCAAUGUGUCCUAUGGAAACCUGACAUAUUCUUGCUUAAAAAGUGAAAUGAUCAAUAUAAGAAAUCUCAAAUAUUCAACAGAAAACAUGUUGUUUUUAUUUUAAAUUGAAUCAAAAAUAAAAAAACAGAAAAUAUAUAUUAAUUUUUUAAUAUGUGGAUACAUUUAUUAGUUUUGAAAUAAGAAAAUCACUAAAUGAAAUUACUUUUUUUUCUAAUCUCAAGUUUUAUGUUCAAAUAAUAUUCCAAUGCAUAGAUUUGUAAGGAAUUCACAAAAUAUGCUUUUUACAGAAAUAAGCAAGGUAUAUUUAUUUAGUUUCUACACGUUAAAAUUAUUUUAGCUUUUGUAAUUUCUAGUCUAUGUUUUAUGGGAGAUAGAAUAUAAAGUUUUAACACCUAAGUUAUAGUAUAGAAAGUAGAAAAAACACUCUAGUUUUAGGUUUGUAAUUAGUUGAAAAAUAUGGAUGUUUAGAUUACCUAUUAUAAUCAAAAAUUUAUCGACGAUUGAAUAUUUUUCCAUUUAUCAAUUAUAAUUUGCAAUAAUCCAUAAAUGUUAGAAGUAUUUAUAAAAUGGAAAUCCUUAGACACCCACCCUUUAAGGAAAGCUUAAAAAUCCCAAUAAAAUACCCAUUUUGUACAUACAUACACUUCUUUGGUGUACAGGCAUCUACAUGUUUAUGGAAAUACAUAAUAAAAUGUUUUAUAUAAUAUUUUAAGUUUUUUCAUGAUUAAAAUAUUUUACUUGUUUAAAAAGGGAGGCAACUCCAAUGAUUAAAGUAGUAAGAAAAUUAGAUAAGUCAUCUCUUUUUUGUAUCAUCCCCCCUUCCCCAAAUAAAAAUCAAUAAACCUACCUCCACAAUUAUCAGAUCAAAAUUCUUUCACUGAGGUUUCUUUGUUUUUGCAAAGUGAUUUCCCACCCUCUACUUGAUACUAAGAAAGUAAUAGAAUUUAGCAAAACUUCUAGCUUAAAAUAAAGUUAUUUUCAUGACUUUUUUGACAGCAUGGCCAAAUAACAUGAUUUACUUUGCCCAAUUAUUUUUAAUAGCCAUCUCUUUAUUAUUCUUUAUUUUCAUAUAUAUAUAUGUAAUAGAUUGCUUAUUACUUUUAUUUUAUAUGUAAGUAUAAAUUAAUCUGAACAUUGUUUCCAUUUGCUGCUACUGUGAAUUUCAAUGGUGUGUACACAUGGGUCAUUUCACUAGGUGUAAUAACAUAAUAUUUAACUUGUCUUUCUGUAUUAUUUAGCCAAAUACAAACUGUGAUAUAUAUUACAUGUGAUUGUAGAUGUUUACUUGUUUGAUGUUUGUCAUAUUGACUGUAGAAUUAUGGGAUAUAUUAUUAGGUAUCUGUCAUAUUGACUCUGGACACCUGGGAUAUAUUAUUAGGUGUCUGUGAUAUUGACUGUGGACACCUGGGAUAUAUUAUUAGGUGUCUGCCAUAUUGACUGUGGACACCUGGGAUAUUCUGACUGUGAUAUAUAAUGUGUGGCUGUAGAAGAUACGUGUUUGUUAAUGUUGUUUACUUUAUAAUUUGUAUUUCAGUACAAUAAAUUGUUAAAGCAAUUAU
Mytilus californianus (California mussel) is the source of this 6865-nucleotide messenger RNA. Its product is annotated as protein polyglycylase TTLL10-like. Bases 80 to 3061 code for a protein of 993 amino acids. Gene Ontology annotation, biological process: protein modification process. Lineage: Eukaryota; Metazoa; Mollusca; Bivalvia; Mytilida; Mytilidae. The transcript is spliced from 11 exons. The record is from RefSeq and is a predicted model, not a curated record.